This is a messenger RNA of Linum trigynum, 795 nucleotides long. The record is from the annotation of a GenBank genome assembly. Lineage: Eukaryota; Viridiplantae; Streptophyta; Magnoliopsida; Malpighiales; Linaceae.
AUGGCAGAUGGAGAAGAUCUUUGGUUGAAAUUCUUCCAGCCCCAAAUUUCCAAAUCCCUAGAUAAAUCUCAUGGGUGGCUCUGCAAUUUCAUGGAAGAAAUCGAGCUACUAGGAUUCAAACUCUUCGGUAAGUAUUCAAAUCGCCAAAUCUGGGGGAUUGACCCUCUGUUGACUCUAGAAAUUCUUCAGAAAUCGGGUACUACACCAAUAUCCGGCGACAAUCGGGGAAGACGCCGGGGGUUUCUGUUGAGAAGUGUAUCGAAUGGCUCGAAUCCUACAUCCGGGUUUGGUUCUGUACAUCUCGUUCGGAUCCCAAAACAGCAUCAACCCAUCGCAGAUGAUGGAGCUCGCGAUGGGGCUAGAACAGAGCGUCGUUUCUUUCCUAUGGGUGAUCCGACCGUCGAUCCGAUUUCCUGCCCGAGGGCAUCGCGCCGGAUAGAGGAAACCAAGAGAGGUCUGCUGGUACGAAACUGGGCACCGCAGAUGGAGAUUCUUUACCUCGAUUGGAUCGGCGGAUUUCUGCGCCACUGUGGGUGGAACUCUGUUCUUGAAAGCUUGGGGAAGGGAUGGGGAAGAAGAGCGGUGGCGAGGCUACCCCAUGGUUUCGAUUUUGUGAAAAUAGAUCUGAAGAUGUUUGGGAGAGAAUGGAAGUGGAGGAAGCUUGAGGAUUUUAUUACUAUGGGAAAGAUUGGGUUUUGGGGAAGGAUUACAAAAUUAAAUUUUGUAAAAAAAGGAUUCGUUUUAGGAGGAGAUGGAAGAAAGGGAAGGAUUCAUUUUUGGGAAAGAAUUGGGUGA